This is a messenger RNA of Cladophialophora psammophila CBS 110553, 345 nucleotides long. RefSeq lists its product as uncharacterized. The record is from RefSeq and is a predicted model, not a curated record. The transcript is spliced from 2 exons. Bases 1 to 345 code for a protein of 114 amino acids. Gene Ontology annotation, biological process: attachment of spindle microtubules to kinetochore. Lineage: Eukaryota; Fungi; Ascomycota; Eurotiomycetes; Chaetothyriales; Herpotrichiellaceae. Gene Ontology annotation, cellular component: mitotic spindle; DASH complex.
AUGGACGAAAGCACAAUCUACAACGACUCGAAGCACAGUCUUUUAAAUUUCACGGGCCAGUCCUCGUCCGGGGUAUCGCCUUUGGAACAGGAGGUCUUGGACGAAUAUGAGAGAUUAUCGAGAAACAUGAAGGAGCUCUCGUCGACGCUUUCCGACCUCUCCAGCGGUCCCAUCACGCUCGAGAUCGCAGAAGGUCUUCGCCUGCUGGAACGCAAGGUCGCCAGCGUGUACACCUUGAUGAAGGCCAGUGUGUACAGUAUCGUGCUGCAGCAGGGACAGGUCGAGGGUAUGGAGGAAGGCGUAAGGGACAGACAGGACGACGAUGGAGGAGAGGCUGGCGAGUAG